UGACCACUGCAGCAAGGAUGGAUACCUUCAGAUUUCUCGACCUACCAAAAGAAAUCCGACUAAUAGUCUACGAGCAACUCCCCUUCAUCAGACGACACUCCACGUUGAUUAUGCCAUAUACUCCGGACCACAAAGGCAGUAUCGUUCUCGUCCUCCAAGUACUUCCUCUCGCUAUCCUGAGAGUGUCCAAGAUGAUUCACGAUGAAGCAUCGCUAGACAACUGCUCCACAAACAGUCUAUAACAACACUGAGCUCUGGUGAGAUGGUUUAUUACCAACCAGGAAUGGUAUACUACGCUCAGGGAAACAUUCCACUGAUCAUCACUCCCUCGCUCAUCCAGUGGGCACAACACGCUGGUCUCUAUCUUGGACAGAUGAAGGUCCAUCCUAUCUUGGCUCGAUUUGCAGCAGACAACCCGAAUCCACCGAUGAGAUCCGCUGGAGUCCAGCUAUUGAUCAGCCAACCAGGUAUGGGACCAAAGUUAUGUGAGACAUGUCUCGAGGACCACAUACCGCUAAUGCACAUCCUGAUUUACUUCAUAUCUGAAAACCUCAGCAUGGCCCGAAAGAAGAACCCCAAGGUGAAUGUACUGCUUCUAGGUACGAGCGUGUGCACUCCAGAUGCUCAGAACGGAUUACAUUACCACGGGUCAGAAAACUUGCAGGAAGAGCUAAACAGUGCAUUGUGGUGGAACUGGCCAAAGUGUAGAUUGCAAAAGAAUGGAGGACAUAUUGUUGAGCUAGCGGCUUGGGAAGGAGAUUGGCAGGCUACACCUACAGUGGGGAUGUUGGGAAUUUCAAGUGAUGAGGAAAAGACGGAGAGUGCGACGUACAUCGACUUCGUCCAACAACAUGUAGCGUCUGAUGGGAAACGAACAUCUCGACACGAUACACUGCCCUCGUAUUAGAGAAGCCGCUUGGGCUAGCAUUCAAUUUGUGAUCAUUGAACCCAAAUUUAUGCGCCUUGUCCUGCGGCCGAAAGUCCGCCUACCCUAUAACCAAAUUUGAGCAAGUCUUGUCCCUCUAUCUGUGU
Alternaria alternata is the source of this 1032-nucleotide messenger RNA. RefSeq lists its product as hypothetical. Lineage: Eukaryota; Fungi; Ascomycota; Dothideomycetes; Pleosporales; Pleosporaceae. Bases 263 to 907 code for a protein of 214 amino acids. The transcript is spliced from 2 exons. The record is from RefSeq and is a predicted model, not a curated record.